AUGGUAUCCAGAGGCCCAGACGAAUGGCUUGAAACAAUCAAAAAAUGUCAGGCGCUAACUGAAAAUGAAAUGAAACAACUAUGUGAAAUGGUGAAAGAACUUCUGAUGGAGGAGAGUAACAUUCAGCCCGUACAGACCCCUGUUACAGUAUGCGGAGACAUCCACGGCCAAUUUCAUGACUUGCUAGAGCUAUUCCGUACUGCAGGCGGCUUCCCUGACGAUAUAAACUACAUUUUUUUGGGUGAUUACGUGGAUCGUGGCUACUAUAGUUUGGAAACUUUCACGCUUUUAAUGUGUUUGAAAGUCAAGUACCCAGCGAAGAUAACUUUGGUUAGAGGAAACCAUGAGUCCAGGCAAAUUACUCAAGUUUACGGGUUCUACGAAGAAUGCCUGAAUAAAUACGGAUCCACCACCGUAUGGAAGUAUUGCUGCCAGGUUUUUGAUUUUCUGACGCUGGCCGCUAUAAUUGACGGUAAGAUCUUGUGUGUCCACGGUGGGUUGUCUCCCGAGAUUAGAAUGCUCGAUCAAAUCAGAGUCUUGUCAAGAGCUCAAGAAGUGCCCCACGAGGGCGGAUUCUCCGACCUGCUUUGGUCAGACCCCGACAAUGUAGAGGCUUGGCAAGUUUCUCCUCGUGGUGCAGGAUGGCUCUUCGGGAGCAAAGUUGCCAGAGAGUUUAACCAUGUGAAUGGGCUGAAUCUUAUUGCCCGUGCUCACCAACUGGUGAUGGAAGGGUUCAAAUACCAUUUUCCUGAAAAGGAUGUUGUCACCGUGUGGUCCGCACCAAAUUACUGUUAUAGAUGUGGUAAUGUCGCAAGUGUAAUGAAGGUCGAUGAUGAUUUGGAACCUACUUUCAAGAUUUUCUCCGCUGUCCCCGAUGAUUACAUAAGAGAAUCAACGGCAAACCAUAAUAAUCAAAGAGCCGGCUACUUCUUGUAA
Messenger RNA from Saccharomyces paradoxus, 936 nucleotides. It is a transcript of the gene SIT4, whose product is annotated as type 2A-related serine/threonine-protein phosphatase SIT4. The coding region runs from base 1 to 936 and encodes 311 amino acids. The record is from RefSeq and is a predicted model, not a curated record. Lineage: Eukaryota; Fungi; Ascomycota; Saccharomycetes; Saccharomycetales; Saccharomycetaceae. Gene Ontology annotation, biological process: G1/S transition of mitotic cell cycle; peptidyl-serine dephosphorylation. Gene Ontology annotation, molecular function: protein serine/threonine phosphatase activity. Gene Ontology annotation, cellular component: cytoplasm. The transcript has a single exon.